AUUUUUUCAGGCAUGAUGGCGCCAAAUGACACUAUCUCAUAUUAUUUAGAUAUGUACAUUCGUGGGCCUUCUCGCAAGUAAAAGUUCCAACCCCAGCUAUGUAGCUGCAAAGCUGCAGAAGACGGGGGUUCUUUUAAAGCUUAAAAAUCAUAAUGUCACAUCGAUCCAAACGUCAGGUCAAUCGCAGUGAUGAUUGUCCAGUGCCUACCAAGAGGCGCAAGGGGCGUCCGCCGGCGGUGGAGGAGGAGGAGGCGUCCUCCAUGGACCCUGGCUGGACUCCUAAGCCCAACAACGACCUCAAGAUAUCCAGCAUCUACAACCGCAGUGCCACCGAGGCUCCAGCCGAGCUGUUCAGAAAAGAUCUGAUCAGUGCCAUGAAGCUGCCAGACUCGGAGCCACUGGGGGCUGAUGAAUACUGGACCAUCUCGGACCAGUGGAAGCAGGAGUGGGAGCGUGGCGUGCAGGUUCCCGUCAACCCAGACUCUCUACCUGGCCCUUCCGUCACCGUAAUCAGCCAGCAUCACCGAGGGUUCAACGACUUCCGUCUGCCUAAAAACAAGUACAUCCGCAUCACAAAAGAUGAAAGCUUCAGAUUCGACGAACACCAUCUCUCCAACAUGCCAGCAAAAGCCGAGAAAGCUUGUUCUUACGAUCUUGACGAAUGUGAUAUUGCGUGGCUUCGGAUAUUGAACGGAGAGCGGGCCUCAAUGGGUCUUCAGCCAAUCCGAGAAGAUCAGUUGGAGAGGGUGGUUGAAGAGUUGGAGAUCAGAUGUUGGGACAAAGUCCAAACCAUCGUCAAGCAGGAAGAGGGCCUUGGCAUUGAGUUUGAUGAAAACGUCAUCUGUGAUGUCUGUCGUUCUCCGGACUCUGAGGAAGGCAACGAGAUGGUAUUCUGCGACUGUUGCAACAUCUGCGUACACCAGGCCUGCUACGGCAUCACUGCUAUCCCCGCGGGCUCGUGGCACUGUAGGACGUGCGCGCUGGGACUGCGGCCCGAGUGUGUGUUGUGUCCCAACAAGGGAGGAGCCAUGAAGUGUACCCGGUCUGGCCACAAGUGGGCUCACGUGUCUUGCGCACUGUGGAUCCCAGAGGUCAGCAUCGGAUGUGUCGAGCGGAUGGAACCCAUCACCAAAAUCUCCAGUAUACCGCAAAGUCGGUGGGCCCUGAUUUGUGUGCUGUGUCGGGAACGUGUCGGAGCUUGUAUACAGUGUUCAGUCAAGACCUGCAAGACAGCCUACCAUGUGACCUGCGCCUUCAAACACGGCCUCGAGAUGAGAGCGAUCAUUGAGGACGAGAAUGCUGACGACGGCGUCAAGUUAAGAUCUUACUGUCAAAAACACAGUGUCAGUAGUAGUAAAAAGGACAAAAGUGGUUCAGCCUCUGAAGACGAAGAGUGUAAGAAGAAAAAGAGGAAAGACAUGACAUCUGAAGAAAAGAAUCAAGCAAGAGCUGCAAAGCUGCAAGAGAUCGAAGCUGAGUUCCAGAAGCACGUGAACGUGACGGAUGUGACACAUGCUCGCGACGAGGUAGAUCAGGAGGGGGUGGUCGCAAUCUACAACUACUGGGUGUUGAAGCGACGCGCCGGCUACAACAAGCCACUGUUGGCACCUCGCUCCGAGGACGUAGACCUUCUCACUAAACAGCAGGAGCAAGCGGAUGUGGAGAAGAUGAGAAUGUUCGUACAGCUGCGACAGGAUUUGGAGAGGGUUCGCAACCUGUGCUACAUGGUUAGCAGACGAGAAAAGUUGUCCCGCUCUUUCUUCCGGCUCCGAGAACAGACAUUCCACAAGCAAGUGUCAGUCCUUACGGAGCCAAGUUACACUCUCAGCAGCACAGAGUUGACAGCUGUAAAAGAAGCUAACCACGGGCCUUCCAUAUAUGACAGGAUGUAUUCCCAUGCUAACGCUCCAGAACUGAGCACCGACUUUGACACCGUCCUGGCAAGAAUCGCUGGUAUCGCUUCCCCUACACCUGAAGACAAAGGAAAACUCGACUUAAAUGGGUUAGUCAAAUUGAGUAAGUCAGAUAAUCCUUAUAAGAAAAUGUACUUUAACGGAGGCGUUGUACGUCGCAGAAGUAUGUAUGGAAGCAUGUCCAGUGGAAGUGAAACCGACAGCAAGUUGAGGCUACAUAGAAUGGAUAUAGACAGCGCGGUCUCAAGUGGUGAUGACAGAAAAUCGAAGGUGAACAUUGCAACGACCUCAAAGAAAAACUCAUUAAUGAACAAAGAAAAGAAAUUGAGUAAGAAAAGAGCUGUGUCUCGUGCGGCUGUUGACUCUUCCACUGAAGACGAAGUGAGCACCAAAUCCAAACCAUCAAAAGCUAAAUGGGAAUCGCCUAGGAGCAAAUCUCUAAGGCAGAUGGAAAAAGAACUUACGGAUAAGUCCGGACCGAGCGAUGAUAGUGAUGAAAUAAUGACUGUUAAAACUAGUAGCAAGAAAGAUUCCCAAAAAAUCAGUGGAAUUUAUUCUGAUAGCGAUUCUGAACCCUCCGCUCUUGAUGAAGACACAGCUCCCAGUGACUCACAACAACUUACGAUGCGAACAAAGGCUGCAAUGAAAGAGUUUUGUGCUGGUGGUCAGCAGAGUAAGAAUAAACGAACUAAAAAAACAAGUUUGAGAUUACAGAGGAAUGAGAAGGAUGACGUCAAAGAUGAGAGUUCUGCAGAUGAAUACCAAAGAGAGAAAGAAAAUAUCAAAGUAUCCAAGAAAAAGAGUUCUACUGAAUCUACACCUACUGAGUUGAUUGUCCCACAAAGACAAGCUGCCAAAAAGGCAACUGAAAGUAUGCGUGGUAACCAAGUAAAAACUAAGCCUGAUGUUGCUGCCCCAGACCAAGAUUCUCCACCUAAAGAUGUGUCUCCUAGUGAGGAAUCUAAAUUAAAAACUAAUAAAAAUAAAAACAAAGACAAUAAAGAUCUGAAAAAUAUUAAAGAUGCUAAACUAAACAAUGAUGUGUAUGAAUUUGAUAAAGAAACUGGUGAUACUAUUGAUAUUCUCGCUUAUGUCCCUCAACGCCAAGCAGCUAAAAAAGCAGCUGAACACAUGAAAAGUGGAAGAAUACCAGGUUCACAGAAACAACCUUCAACACCAGAUCCAGAUAUAGAAAACAAAGGGAAAGCACCAGACUCCUUAAAGAAUAAGAAAGAAACAGACACUAUCAAAACCAAAAAAGAUGUUGAAAAUGAUAGAACUCAAAAACAAUCAGUAAAAUCUCCUGAGAAGAAAGGAAGACGAACAUCCAAAUCUUCCGUAUCAACAUCGUCUUCCUCAGGAAGCUCUUCGUCUGAUUCUUGUACAACAACAUCAAGUUCUGAUAGUGAGGAUACAGAUUUAAGUCCAAAAAAGACAAAUGAUAAGAAAAGCUUAUUUGAGCCACCUGUCCAGGUUAAAAUUCACAGACAAGAUAGUCAAGAUAAAAAAUCUAAAUCUCCAGAAAAGAAGAUUCAACCCAAAAAACCGGAUACGCCCUUUCUUGACAAGGGACAGCAAUCCGCUGAAAGCAGUUCUUCAACCCCUUCUAGUUCAGAAUCAGACAAUGACUCACCCACAAGGAGGACAUUGUCACCCUCUCCAAAGAAAUCUGCUGAUACUGUCUUGCAAAGAAAGGCCUCUGAGGUUAAACCCCAAGAACAACAAAGAAACAAAGAUGAUUCCUCUACAAAGUUGGCUGCCUCAAAGAAACUCAGGAAAACGCCCGAUAAGAAGCUUAAAACUUCCGACGGGCGGCCUGAGCUUCAAUUUCAGCAGCCGCCUAUUGAAAGAGAGGAAUCAACCCGAUCCAAAAGUAAACCUACAUCACAAGAUAGGAAGACUAGAUCAAGUUCAAGUGAUAGACUCAGACAACUUGAAGCCAAACAUGGAGAUACUUCUUUCAAAACCCAUACCACAGUUACCAGUCUUAAAAGUCGAAGCAGGUCGAAUACACCCCAAGGUGAUGAAAAAUCUUCAGUGGAAAGGACUUCUCGGUCGCCACAGAAAAAAGAACAGUCCAAGCGAGAUAGAAGGGAGAGAAAAUCAAGUGACAUCACAGAGCAUAGUCCGGAAAAGAAAUCAGAAGAGUCUCGUGAUGAAAUCAGCAGGAAAGAGAAAAACAAGUCCCAACACAUUACAACUGAGGGCCAGAAAAUUAAUAAGAAGGUAAGCUUACGAAAUGAACACAAUCCAAGCGCUGCUAAAAAACUUGAUUUGGCUGAUCAACAAAGUAAAAAGAAUUCAGAAACAUCUGAAAAGCUCACAACGAAAACAAAAGACAAUCUUUUUGUCAAAAGAGAUAAUGACAGAUUGGGGACUCAUAAUGAUAAAAAGUAUGCGGAAGAAAAAGCACAUUUGAAUAUUUCUCAAGUAACACAGUCCUACCAUAGUGAUAAAUUUGAAAAGACCGGUCAACAGAGAUCACUUACGAGAUCUCAAAAACAAAAUGAAGAUAUUUCCAAAGAUACUAAUGAAGAUAGCUCUGAUGAAUCUGAUGGAUCUUCAAGUUCAGAAGAAAUUUGCAUCGAUGAAGUAGAAACAAAGACAUCAGAUAAUAUAGCAACCAUUACAAAACUUACUGAUGCAGAAGCGAGUAACAACAACAUUAGAAAUCUCAAUAAAGAAAGGCACACUAUUGAUGAGAUCAAUGAUGAACACAUCCAAAAUAUUAAAUCCAAUACUCCAUUUAUUAAAGUCAGCCAAGAUAAAGAUAGUGCUAACAUUUACUCUGUGGAUGAUUGUAUAGGUCAAGCAGAUAUUGUCCUAAGUGAUAUUAAUUUAAAACAUCUAAGACCAGGCGAAAAAGAAGCGUAUGAUGGAGAACUACUUAAUAGGCAUCAAUUUAAAAGAGAUAACCAUGAUGCACAUGAGUCCCAAUUUACAAAAGGGGGUUCUACUUUUGAGAAUGAUUCGACAUCAAGACACCACAUUGUAUCCAAUCUUGGAAAAGAUAAAAGUAAUGACAUUCAUUCAGGUGACUUCCAAGUUGCAGAUUCAGAAGCAGAACCAAAGAAGAUAAGCUCAAGAAAUUCAUCUCUAUCAGCUCCAUCUUACCAACAUCGCUCAAUAUUUUCACCUCAACAACAACCAAAAGAUGCUGCUGUAGCUGAUCUAUUUGAUUUUGGAAAUGACAUGCUAGCAGUAGAUGAAACCGUCAAUGAUGAUGGUUUUGGUUUGCCGCGAAAUUCUGAUGAAAUUCUACGUGCUCAACCUUUGACCUUUUCUUUUUCAAAUGACAUUUUAUUCAAAGAAGAUUCAAAAGAAGACAGUGCCCGUGAAACUCUCAAUCUUGUAGAAAAAUUAAGAUUAGAGUAUGCCAAGAAAACAACCACCCAAUCUGAUUUGUCUGAGCCAAUGACCCCUGGAUCUGAGUUUGCUUCUGCACAACAUGAAAUUCCUGAAGAUUCUAAGCAAGACUUGAAUUUAGAGCCAAUACCUCCUGAAACACCCAACCCUGUAGAAGCAGUUGAAAAUGCAGACCCACCCAAAACUGAAAUUGAGUGUUCAGUAAACGUAAUAGAACCAAUAGUCGAGCAUCAGCCGAACAUUGAUAUGGUAUCUAUGGACCAAAAUAUGAUUCAACCCAUUCAUGACAAAAAACAUGAAAUCCCUCCACCUUAUCAUCAGGCAGAUCCAUACUCAUACCAAUCAUGUGCAAUGCCAAUUGAUGUUGACAAAGUUCCUGGACGAGACAAAGUAGAUCGAAGCAACAGUGCACAAGCAGAUGAGAGGUGGGUCCCUCCCAGUAAUAUUCCAUCCCACCAUUAUGAGCCCAUACCAUCUCCUUAUACUGAUGUCCAUGGAAGAAAUAAAUGGGCAGAAAGUGAAAUUCUUCCUUCUAGACGCUCUUCUUCAUCCUCAGCUUCCUCCACAUCGUCUUCUUCCCAUCGAGAUGAUGUGGAUCCAGGGAAAAGAGAAGAACCAUCCUACCAUGAUAUACCUCCUCCGACUCCAAGUAUACCUAAUAUGUUGCCUGAAUUGGUGCAAUACCCAACUCUACAUACCAUGGCAUACGGUCCUUGUGCACUCCCAGACGGUCAGCCAUAUCAUCCAUACUCAGAGGCAUCACAGUUUGUUGGUCCCGUGGGAUUAUUCCCUCCGCAAAUGCCUUUCCCAGCUACAAACUUAUAUCCUUUUGCUGGAGCUUAUCCUGGGGCGCAUGGAAUGCUGCCCAAAGUGGAUGAUACAUUGCAUAUACCUCCAGCGCCUUGUGCUGCAGCAUUUACAUCCUCAUCACAUAACAUGGCCCUAACUGCAGCAAUGGUAUCACCCAACCCACCUUUAACUCCGAUGACGCCUUCCAACAUUCAUGAACCUCCAACACCUAUGACUCCAGCACCAUUUCCUGAACAAUGCCGGCAAGUUCAACCAACUGAAGAAUCUCCAGUUCAGAAUAUUGAUUCUUAUAACCAUAUUCCAUCUGAAACUCAAGUCGAACAAGCACCACCUCCAUCUCUUCCACCUCCACCACCUCCCCCUAAACCGGCCCCUGGUAAAAAGUCUCCUGCAAAACCAACUAGGUCUUCUGCAAGGGUUAUUCAGCAACAGAAAUCACCAGCAAAAUCACCCGGAAUAUCACCGAGACAGUUAGAACCUCCCAAAACCCCUUCGAGAGUACGAGAGCCAGGCACCACCAGAGGUAGAGGGGGAAGAGGCAGCAGAGGAGGAGGAACCUCACGAGGUAGAGGAAGGGGUCGAGGUAGAGGAAGAGGUCAGAUUCAUCAACAGUACCACCAUAAUUCAGACCCGAAUGCUAUCCACAGUAAACUGGCAGGAACUGUGUAUGACUUUGACUUUGAUGAUGACAUCGAUAAUAGUUUGGAAAAUCUGAGAGCGAUGCGUGAGCGUAGACGUUCAACUGAUAUUCAUGAAAGGAAAUCAUCUGAUAGCUCAUUUUUGUCAAGAGAUUCUUCAUCUUCUCCUAAAUUUACUAGCCCUCAUCACAAUUCAAAACUUAAAUCAAACUAUUCAGCCGAUGUUAGGGAACUCAAGCCUCCUACUCCUGUCAGUCGCCUGACUAACCACAAUGAAGAGGAAAAUGCAUCAAGAGUGGGAAUUGAAAACUUCCCUGAUGUAGUACAACCUAUGCUGCCAGGACCUGUAGAUAUGAGAACUUACAGUUCAUACGAACAAACAAGUAGCAGCUUGUACCACGAUAACCUCAUCGGUGCUUUCUCAUCUAACACUGCUGCUGAACAUCAAGACUACAGCAUAGACGAUUUAGAACAUCUAGCUCAAUCUAACACUUCUCAGAACAAACCUCUGAUUGAAAACAAAAAGGAUGCUCAAGUACUUCCUCCGACUGACGCUCAAAAUGAAAUCACCACAAAUAUCGUAAGAGACCCAAUGAACGACUCGCGCAAUCAGCUAAAGGUAAAAAUUAAAGGACCCUUCCUAGAUGCCAACUAUGCCUCAACUGUCGUGCCAGCUGCUCAACCUGUGUUGCCCCCGACCGCUCCAGACUCCAGUAUAUCAUCUAUGCCAUCCUCCGUCAAUGCCUCCGGACCAUCCAACCUGAGACGGAUGCGCAAGAAGGAACUCCUGAGGCAGUACUGGACACAAGAGAACAUGGAUGACCCAGCAGCUGCUGUAGCUACAGGUCAAACUGCCCCACCUACGGCCGCACCACCUCUCAGUAGAACAGUGAUCACUAUUCCGAAAGCCGUAGCAUCUAUGACUAGCAUACCCACUCGUGAGGAUUACAAGUUCUACAAUGCCGGAAUAGACACCAGCAACGAUAAAAAACGCAGAAAAGAUAAACCGUCCGAUUUAGAUUUUGAUGAAGACACUGACAGGAGAAACAGCAAUCUUUCUGUCGUGCCAGAUAAUCCUCAUCCGUUCAAGAGAAGAGGCAGACAACCUAAAACAACAACUGUAACCACUCCCAAACUUAAGAUCAAGUUUGGCACUACAAACUCUGUUGAAUCCAGCGGUCCAGUGGCUCCAAGUAAUGACGAGAAAAAGAAUCUGAGAGAGAGGCCGCCAAAGAAGAGGUUGAGCAGUGUCCCGAUGCCAUCUGUGGAAGAAUUAAAGAGAGAAAGUAUGAAGUUUAGGAAAAUGGUAAUGGCCGACUUUGACGAAGAAGAGAAGCAAAAGAGCAAGGAGGUAGUCGGAAGUCGCAGGAAGAAGAAAGGAGAUAAGAGUUUCACCGAUGUUCCUAAAGUGAAAGUCAUCACAGACGGAGAAACGCCCAAGUUGAUCAUUAAGCUCCCCAAGCGCAGUGACGACAGCGGCAGCGGGAGUGUACCUUCGCAACAGACAGUGGUCCCUAGUGAUAGUCCACCUCCCCCCUCCCCCACCGCCGCCAGGACUAGUGAGUGUUCCGAGUUAGACAAAGUAAGGACGUCCAAAAUAACUCCGAUAAGGUUAAAAUUUGCCCGGUGCGAAGAAGGUUACAAGAUGAAGAAGGAGACUUUAGAACCUAGUAGUGAAGAGACACCUCCUGCAGUGCAGGCGCCGACCACGAGCACCCUCCCGCUCAGUCAAGACUGCGUGGUGAGGUGAUGCUAGUGGCAAUUUUAAGCAAUUUAAUAGGUUAUAUCAACGUUUUAUUGUUUUGUUUUAUCCGACAGUUUUAUAUACGUUGAUAACUAGAUGCGAUCUGUUAACCUUCACUAAGUGAUGGAUUUACGGUUUACUCAAAGUGAGCCUGAUGUGUACAGCCUUCGAAUAAAGUAUAUAGCUACUGAAAAGUGAUAUGGAUUUGUAAAAUUGUACUUGUUAUUAUAAUAUUUAUAAAACUGUGAAUUACUAGGUCUGUCAUGUAAAAUUCCUCUUUUGUUUAAAUGUAUAUUUGCACAUUGUAUGUAAAUAAGGUUAUGACGUUUUGACGAAAGUGCAAAGGAAAAAUAGUGUACAAAUGUCAAUUACGAUAGCUGUUUGUCUGUACUUUAUGUAAAUACUCUACGUGUCCUAUUGUUUGUCGAUUGUACAUGAAUGUGCUGUAUUAUUUGUACUAUUUUUUAGAGUAUUUUUUAAUAUAUGUUUGUAAAAAAUAUAAAUAUGUCAAAUAGAUAUAUUACAGUCUUAAGUGUAAUUUGUAAAUGAAUUGUAAGUAAAGUUUCAAUUUAAUAUUAAUAUUAUUUGUAUGUACAGAGAUUAUAUAUUAUUUUUCCUUUCACAAUUUAAUAAUCCUUAGAAAUUAAUUGUUGGACAAUGUAACUCUAUUGAUCUUUUGAUGACUUGAUAUUUUGAAAUUUGUUAUAGUUGAAGGAAAUAAAAUAGGAUUCAUUCUAUUAUUCACUAAUAUAUCCGAACAAAAGAAAAUACAGGACAUUUUGGGAUACAACUGGGGCCACCAAUUUGAAACAGUUCCUCCAGGAAAUUUUUUAAAAUACCAACCAAGAAUGAUAUUUUAUUUCAAUAGUAAUACCAACAAAUGAAAUUUACCGAUUGAGUAACUC
Macrosteles quadrilineatus (aster leafhopper) is the source of this 9376-nucleotide messenger RNA. RefSeq names its product PHD finger protein rhinoceros-like. The transcript has 12 exons. The record is from RefSeq and is a predicted model, not a curated record. Lineage: Eukaryota; Metazoa; Arthropoda; Insecta; Hemiptera; Cicadellidae. The coding region runs from base 153 to 8477 and encodes 2774 amino acids. Gene Ontology annotation, biological process: regulation of transcription by RNA polymerase II.